Messenger RNA from Alligator mississippiensis (American alligator), 8613 nucleotides. It is a transcript of the gene TAF4B, whose product is annotated as TATA-box binding protein associated factor 4b. Gene Ontology annotation, molecular function: DNA binding; protein heterodimerization activity; RNA polymerase II general transcription initiation factor activity. Gene Ontology annotation, biological process: DNA-templated transcription; transcription initiation at RNA polymerase II promoter. Lineage: Eukaryota; Metazoa; Chordata; Crocodylia; Alligatoridae. Bases 321 to 2774 code for a protein of 817 amino acids. The record is from RefSeq and is a predicted model, not a curated record. The transcript has 15 exons. Gene Ontology annotation, cellular component: transcription factor TFIID complex.
CCGUGAGCCUCAGCGCGUGCGCCCGGGGGCCGCGUGGCCACAUAAACAUGGCAGGGGCAGCCUCACGCCGCCGGCGCUGGGGGUAGGCACGCAGCCGGCUCGGGCAGGGCAGGGCAGGGCAGGGCAGGGCAGGGCAGGGCAGGGCAGGGCGCCGCCGGAGCCGGAGCCGGAGCCGGAGCAUGACGCCCGCCCGCUGCUGACUGGAGGCCGGGCCGGGUCGGCCCCACGUGUGUGCUGCCGCGGAGCCGGCAGGGCAUGGAUGCCCAUGUGGUUUGGCAGCUGCAGCGCUGCCCGCCGCGCCGCCUCUCUCCUCCUCCUCCAUGAGCACCACGGUGCGGGUCAUGCCCGCGGGCGCCCCGGAGCCGGCGGCCGCCGCGAGCGGGGGGCCGUGCUCGCAGCCCGCCCCUGGCACGGCUCCCCUGGGCGGCCCGGCGGGGGCCCCGAGCGGCGCGGCCGCCCCGGUUCCCGGCAGCGCCGUGCCCGCCGCUUCCCCGCAGCCCCGCCUGGUGCCGGCGCCCGCGGGCGCGCUGGUGGCCGCCGUGCCGGCCACCCAGCCGCCCGCCGCCGGCCCCAAGCCACCCGCCGCACAGGUCGUGGCGCCCAAAGCCCCGCAGACCACCACCAUCCAGCUCCCCGCCAACUUUCAGAUCCCACCAGGAACAGUUCUCAUCAGAAGUAGCAAUGGUCAGCUGAUGUUAGUAUCUCAACAAGCAAUAGCUCGAGCACAGAGCCAGACGCAAAAUAAUACAAGUGCAAGACCAUCGAUACCUACAAGCACACCUGCAGUCAGAAUAUGUACUGUACAGAAUCCUGGCACCCAGUUACUAAAAAAAGUCAUAGCAACUCCUGUGAAAACGGUAUUGCAAACCACAAAUUCUGUGACCUCUACUGUUCAGAGACCUGCUGUAGUACAACCAGCAGCUGUAACUGCCAGUGCUACUACUAUUACUGUUGUGAAGCCUUCAACUACUGGAGCAUCUGUAAAGCCUCCAAUUACAGGACUGCCUGCACAACCUAUUUCCCAAAAGGCUGCCUCUGUCAAAGCAGAGAGCAUAAUGGUAGCACAGGCCAAUCCUUCUACGGAAAUGUUAGAGAAUGUGAAGAAAUGCAAGAAUUUUCUUGCAACAUUAAUAAAGCUGGCAUCCAGUGGAACUCAAGCCCCAGAAAUGGGACAGAAUGUGAAGAAUCUGGUACAAAAUCUGUUGGAAGCCAAAAUUGAACCAGAAGAAUUUACAAAAAAACUAUACAUAGAACUCAAGUCUUCUCCACAACCAUACCUGGUCCCUUUCCUCAAGAAAAGUCUGCUUGCCUUACGGCAGCUGAUGCCCAAUGCUCAGAGCUUUAUCCAGCAGUGCAUGCAGCAGCAGUCUCCAACCCAAGAAGCUGUGUCUACCCAGAUCUCUUCAGCAACAACUUCCACUGUUCCAGUGACAACAUCAGCUGUGGUAAUGACCUGUCCUCAGCCCACAAAAUCAGUCCUUUCCUCCACAGUGGUCACAGCCUCUCAAGCUGUAAAACCAGUUCUUUCCACUGCAGUGGUGAGGACACCACCAACAACUUCACUCCAGACUGCGAAACCAGUCCUUGCUUCUGUCCCAGUGACAGCCACUCUUCAGCCUGCAAAUCCAGUUUUCACCUCUACAGUAGGAACCACACCACUCACAACUAUCAAUGUUGUGAAGCCAGUCUUUACCUCUUCAGUCGCAACGAACUCGCUUCAGACUGUGAAGCCAACUUUAGUAUCAGCGUUGAAGCCGGUCUUGGCCUCUACAGCAACAACCUCUCUUCAGUCUGUGAAGCCAGUCAUUGGGACUCCUAUUAGUAUUAAAAUUACACAACCCAACUCUCUUCUUGCUCAUUCAGGCAGUACUCAGCAGGCAAUUAAAGUGAAACAGCUGCUAGUACAACAGACAUCAGGAGGCAUGGGAAAACCAGUGGCCACCCUUCCACAAACCUCUUUGCUGACUCUUCAAACACCUGCUAAUAAAAGGAUGCCAUUAAACACACUGAUUCAGUCUAACCAGUUUCCUGCAGGUUCCAUUGUGAAACAAAUCACCCUGCCAGGAAAUAAAAUUCUGUCGCUUCAAGCAUCUCCUGUUCAGAAAAAUAAAAUAAAAGAGAAUGGAACAACAUCCUUCAGAGAUGAAGAUGAUAUCAAUGAUGUAACUUCUAUGGCUGGGGUCAACCUUAAUGAGGAGAAUGCAUGCAUCUUGGCAACAAAUUCUGAACUAGUUGGUACGGUGAUCCGAUCUUGUGCAGACAAUCCAUUCCUCUCCUCAGAGGUGCUGCAAAAGAAAAUUUUAAACAUAGGUAAAAGGCAUGACAUUAUGGAACUUAACUCUGAUGUUGUGAACUUGAUCUCCCAUGCUACACAGGAGAGAUUACGAGGGCUCCUAGAAAAACUGACUGUAAUUGCUCAGCAUCGAGUGACAAACCAUAAGGAGAACAGUAAGUACAUAGUGACCAGUGACACCAGAGCACAGCUUAGGUUUCUUGAGAAGCUGGAUCACAUGGAAAAACGGAGAAAGGAUGAAGAGGAACGAGAAAUGUUGUUACGAGCAGCAAAGAGUCGCUCCAAUAAAGAAGAUCCAGAGCAGCUGCGAUUAAAACAGAAAGCUAAAGAGAUGCAACAGUUGGAGCUGGCACAGAUGCAACAGAGAGAAGCCAACCUCACGGCCUUGGCAGCCAUUGGACCAAGGAAGAAGAGACCACUGGAUUCAAACAUUGCAUCUGGGCUGGAGUUUUGCUUCCCCCCCCGGAUUGGAGUUUCUUGAUGGUUGUAAAUGUUCCCAGUUGUAAGCCGGUCAGUCCUACAUUCUUACACCAUUUUGCUCUGGAAAACCUUAACUUUCUUUGAAUUCUGCAUUAUGAAAGAAUUUAAAGAUGAGUCGCAUGAAGCUGAUAGAUGCAUUGACAUAAAUGUGUGAUCCGCUAUUAGAAUCAUUUUUUCUCUUACCACUCCAUUAUCUUCAUACGUUGUUUUAUAUUUGAAUUAUAUUGCUAUCUCUUGUAGACGGGGACCUGCCCUUUUUUUGUUUGUUCCGUUCUAGUAUCCAGUAAACUGUAUGCUGUCAUAACUAUUGAUGUAUGCCUGUCCCUGGAUUUCAGAGGGUUACAAUGAAAAUCAGUGAAGACUAUGAAACAAAGAUAUGGCUAGUGUUCUGGGGCUAGAAUCUAAUACCAAUACAAUGAGAAUUAUUUUUCAUCUCUUGUUUGUGGCUCUUGUUGAAGUAGCUUGUUUUCCCUUUAUCUUGUCUGAACAAUGAAGGCCAGUAAUCAAAAUGAGUAAUUUGGGAAAGCCCUCUUGAAUAUCCAGUUACAAAAAUGCAUGCUGUUUGGUUCAAUUUUCAUUCCAAAGUAACCAAAAAAACCCACACAUCUUUUCAGUUGUGCCCUUCUAUUUUACCAUAACUAUAUUUUCUGAUUCUAGACCCUAGGUGGAGUUGGAGUUCUGUUAGAGUAGCCAUAAUAAUAGUCCAGGAAAUGUGAGAUUUUGGGGGUGAUAACUUUUUUUUCUUGGAUCAACUGUAUAAUUGGAGAAGAUGUUAGACAAACUGUUGGGCACAUAGGGUGCCUAUGCACAUACAGUGAGGCUGCUCUGAUGUGCAGUAAUUACAACGCUGCAGCAGAUUCCAGCAUCAUGUAUCAGCGCAGGACACUGCACAUGAUGCUCCAGCACUUUAAUUAGAGCAGCUCUUGGAGCUGCUCUAAUUAAAGCUUCCCCCCAUCCCCACUCCCGAAGCAUGUCUAUAAACACACUUGAUGCUCUUUAGGCAGGAGAAGUUGGCUAUACUUUUGGUCCAAUACAAGAUAUUCUCCAAAAAAUCCAUGAUUCCCAACUGUGGGCAUUGGGAUACAAUAGGUGGAGCAGUCCUCGGGACUUUAACUCUUUAGGUUUUUUGUCUCGCAUCCCAAAAAUGGAGAAAUUUUACUGAAUUGGAGGAUAAGCAGACUUUAUAAACUUCCUUGCCAUAUAUUUUUAAUUCUCAAUAAAAGAGGAAAAACACAUUUUUACCUUUGUAAAGAAAACCAGAAUCCUCUGAGCUUUUGUUUUUACUUUUUCAAAUUUAACCAUCUCUUAAUGAGAUUUCCCACAUAUGGGCAUGAACAUAACUCAUGAACUUGAACAUAAAAUGUAAAGAUACAACCAUAUUUAAUUGCUGGCUCAAUACAAAAUGAGGACUGGCUUGUGCUUGCAUAUCUGUAGGAUAUACCUAACUUCCAUGCUGAUUAGAGUGCUGAGCAUUAGCAUAUCCAAAGCAGCUUAAGUUGCAAAAAGUGAAACUGGAAAGCAAUUGCUUUAAAUCGAGGCUGGGCAAAAUGGCAGAUCCAGCUGGUAGCCUGACUCCAUUUCCCAACCAGUCUGCAGAACCCUGCGCUGUCAUAAUCCUGGGGGCAGCGAGGCCUCCAUGGAGACCAGCAUGCAGGCAGGGGCUGCUGGGAAAUGGUGUGUGCCACAGGCCAGACUUUGCCCACCCUUGCUUUAAUUCAUAACUGGGCUACUUGUGUACAGAUAGGCAUUCAGAGGAAAUGAAUCCAUUUGACUCACUCGAGUACUUUACCUUCCACAUUUAGGGUUUGUUGGCAUGCAUAUUAUUGAUAUAUUUUUGCUUGCAUUUCACAAGUGUAAACUCUUUAAAGUGCUGUGCCUCCUCUAAAUCAUCAGACAAUGAAAGAGUUAACAGACCAGUGGUGCCUCAGCUGAACAGGAGAGUUGCAGUACAUCACAUUCAUGAAAAUGAGACCUGAUUUUUUUUUUUUUUAAUCUGCUGCAAGACCCCAGCACACCUGUGUCAGAUACAGAUGGAGUUUCUGUUUCAGCUGUGAAUAUCCUGGCAGUUGUCAGUUCAGGCCAUCCUCCUGACAUAAAAAAUUUCCAUGUAAAUAGGCUAAAAUAUUCUAGACUGCCAUUCAUGUAUCUGAGAAAUGCAACUCCCUGGCCCAUGUAGGGCUUUCUAUGUACAGAGAUUAACUUAAUUCUUUUUUUGUGUGAAAGAUAUCUGCAAUUUAAAUGACUAAUUGCACUGUAGCUUUAGGCUGAACAUAUUGGUAACACAUAAAUGUUGAUGACAUGUGAAGGGUCAAGAGAUUUAUAAUUUAGUUGACAAUAUAUUGCUUAAAAUGAUGUGGCAAAGAGCCAGAAAAUUUCAGCUUAAUAAUUGUCUAUUAACUAACAUGACAUAUUUGUACAGUAGUCAUUACCUCCAGGUACAGAUUAAGCAUCUGAUGUAGCCAUAGAAAGUGACGUGUGUACAUGAAUCUUGGGCAUAAUAGUGAAUAAACUGACAUUACAUUUGCUGUAAUUUGUUUCAAUAUGUAAAACAUGUUGUUGCCUACAUUUGAUAGGACUUGUAGAAAUGUCACCAUGAAAUUGAAAGAAAAAUAUGUAGCUGAAUAUUCUGUUUCAUAGAUCUGACAGCUUAGUGAAGCUCCUUUGUAGACUGAAGAUAACAUCAUAAAUGUACACGUUUGUUUUUCAGCUGCAAAAAAACAGCCGGAGAUCUAAGCCUUUCAGACCUAGCUUGAUCUACCUUUUAUAGUUUAUAAGUUUUUUAACAGAUUUGUCUUUAAAAAUUGACUUAUUUUUGUUGCACCCAGUUUUUAAGAAUUGUAGCUUUGUAGUCAGUACUGUGGAUACAGGAUUACAACUAAAGACUGACGUUUGCCAAAGUAGGGCUUCUUAGCAUUGCUUUAGUCUGGUUUGUCGCUAAAGAAGCUAUAAAUAUUUUUCACUAAAUGCCCUUUGCUUUUUAUGGGCUAAACUAUAUCCUGAUCGCUUCUGUGAAAACUUUGGGGUUUUUUUCAGUCUAGCCCACUUGAUUGAUUGGUGUUUUUGUUUUCUAUUUUUUUAAACUCAAAGGCAAAGUAUUUCUCCUUUUACCUUUCUGAUGCUUAACUAUUUGCAGCACACCUCCCAUCCUUGAUGAUGUAGUGAAGAGGCUUGUGAGUUACCAGUGACCUUGAGAGCAAUUCCAGCUGGAGUUCUGUACUCAUGGCAAAGUAAAGCGAAGCUUGCAGACUAAUAGCCAUUCAAAAAUGAAAAUAAGUUCUCAGUGGCAGAACAGGUAGAUGAAGCAAGAAUACUUAAUAAUGACUGCAAAGGCAGAUGAAGGCUGCAAUAGAUUAGAAACUUCCAGAUGUCUAAGUUUUGUUUUUUGGGUUUUUUUGUUUUUUCUUGACAUCAGAUUAAGGUUUCCUUCCUGUGAAGUAGUGCGGGGAUGUUGUUGUGCAGCAACAACAUAUUAAAAGAAGACAUGCACAGGCCUCUUCCAUCACUGUAGGUCUGCUGUUGUAGGGUUAAUGGCAACUGGGGCAGUUGCUAGUGAUUUACCGGAAGCCUUUAGUCACGGACUUGCACAAAGGCAAUGAUUGUACAAUGAUAGAUUUUGUACUUGGAACUGAGACAGGUGUGCAAUUUGGCAGCUGGAUAGAUCUAUUUAGGAUCCAUUCUGUCACCCUGUAUGGGGAGCAGGCUAGAAAAAGUGCCAUAAACGUAGUCUGUCUCAUUUCACCUGACUGGAAAACCACAUCCAGUGGGAGCACUCUAUCUACAGUCCAAAGCAAGUGAUGAAGUUUGUAAUUUGGACUAUCCUCACCCUUAUGGACAACCCUAACAGUGACCAACUGGAGCAAAGGACAGCACUUGUGGCCAGAGAACUUACAUAAUUUAAUACUGACAUUGCUUCACUUAGUGAGGCCAGACAUACUGGAGAGGGGCAGUUCAUAGAGCAUGGUCGUGGCUGCACCGUCUUUCAGAAAGGAAAAGAUUAAAAGGACAAAGACAUUCAUGGUAUUGGUUUUGCUAUCAAGACCAAGUUGCACCACUGCUUUCCUCACACUCAUCUCUGUAGCUACUGAGCACUUCGCAGUUUGUUUAUUACAUUUUACAUUACAUUACAAUAGUUUUAUUGAAAACUCUCAUGCCUCUGAUUUUGCUGUACAAUAAUUCACAACAGAAUUAGUAAAUAUACAUAAGUCUAAAGACUCUUAGAGCAUACAUGCUUAUGCUUUAUAAUAUCCCUGUUCCCCACUCACAUUUGGAGUAAAAAUUCUUGCCUUCAGGAUUUGAGCAAGCAAAUUCUUCACUUUUUAGAAAAGCAAAUUGAGCUUUCACACAGUUAUAACAAAUUGUUCAAAAUUUAAUCUUAUGAGCCGUUUAUAUUUAAACCUGCAUAGGAAUAUUUAUUCUGCCUUGAGCAGUUCACCUGGGGCCUGACCCAAAAACUCUCUGGUAUCAGUGGGAAGAUUUCUUUUGUCUUCAGUCGGCAUUGGAUCUGGGUCUACGUGUGUCAGCAUUGCUCAGGCCUAUGUUUUUACCACUGCUUAGAAGCAUAUGAUCUACAACUCUGUAAUAAUAAUAAUAUAAGUAUAUAAACAUUACUAUAUUAAUUUUAUAAUAAUUGCUACUCUUCUUUCUCAAAAGAGGGGAAUUUUUCUUAUGCAUCUUAAGUAUUGAAUGAUUGAUUCAACAAAUUCUGAAAGCUUUGGAGACUUUUAACCUAUACUUCAGAUCUCCAGUCUCUGACUGACCCAGGUCAAGAAAAACUUUAGAUCCCUAAUAUCUUGUGGAAAUUGCUGUUGUCUUUACUGUAUACCAAAGUCAGCAUAGCAACCAUACUCAUGGCUUCUGGUUUUAUUACAUGGUAUAUUAGAUGAAAUUCAGUGAUAUGUAGAGGACUCUUAGUCCUACGAAAAGAAGGGGUAGAAAAAUGCUGUCUCUUGGAAAUCGUAAGAGUAUAUCCACACUUCAGUUCAGCAGUAUGUUUUGCAGUUUUAGAUGUGCAUGAGCUGGUUUUAAAGUAAUUAUCUUGGAUACUAAUAGAUGCAAUUAUCAGCAACAUGAAGUUCAGUCAGGCCUAGCUGCCGGAGUAAUUUAGCCAGGGUCCUGGGCAGUUUGUUGCCUGCACAGAACCCUGUGCUACUGGCAGCUAUGCUCUUAUCACUAUCCAGGCUAGUUGCUUAUGUCACUCUUGGCUGGGUGUGUGUGUGUACGUGCGCACACAUACACACGUGUGUGUGUGUGUGUGUGUGUGUGUGUGUGUGUAUGAAUGUUGUUGUGCUCUUUCUAAUAUGAGAGAACCAAACAGAGUCCACACCUUAAGAACUUAAUUUAAAAGCUCUUUAAAUAAUUCUUCUUUUUUUUUAAAUAACCUGUUGUAAUCCUAUUUUCUGCUCCACAGGAGUUUCUCUAGAACAGGGGUGGGCAAAAUACGGUCUGUGGGCCAGAUUCUGCCUGUGAGCCCAUUCUAUUGCCCGUGGGGCCCCUAAAAAAUUUAGAAAAUUAAUGUUCAUCUGCCCUUGGUUCCUGUCAAAAUGACAAGAACCAAGGCCAGUAGGACCCAGAGGAAGCCCAGCGGGCUCCCACAACAGUAGGGCCUGCCCGGCCCUGCCCCCCCAGCUAGGGCUUCUGGCCUGGGACCACAUGGCUGCCCCAUGCCAGAACCGCAGAGAAAUGGGGAGAGGGCAGGGGAGGAUCCUGGGCAGGGAAGGAGCCUGGGGAAAAGUGGCCCGGGGAAAAGCUGAGCAUGGGUGGGGGGGAAGCGGCUCUUCACCCACCCUGUGGCUGGCGCCCCACACUGCAGCUGCUCGCAGCCCACAUGGGGCUGCCUGUGC